UCUAUUCUUUAAUGUAAUAUAUCUUACUUCACACACAAAAACAAGCAGAGAAAUUCCAAAUUCUCAAGAGUGAAAAACUAUACAGACAAUAUGGCAAGAGAGUGCCAUCCAUUGCUGAGGGGUGGAAGGAGAGAAACCAAAUACAGCCAUGGAUUCUCCACCUCUGAGCUUGAAAUCCUCACUAGUAUUUGUGAGGUUUUGCUUCCUCCAAUCCCUUUGAUGAAUUCCCAGGAGAAUAGUACCAAGAACGAGGUUGAUCAAUCCUAUGAGGCCUUCUGCAAUGCCUCUGGUUCUCAGUAUCCAGUGCCUGAUGAGGUGGCUGAGCUUAUAAAGAAGAGGGGUUCGUGGGAAGCCAAAAUCUUGGUGAGAGCGACGUUGAGAAUUCUUUCAACGAGAUUGGGGACUCUAUUGAUUUGUGGAAGUCAUAGUUUUGACAAAAAAUGGCCUUACUUGAAGAAAUUCUCUGAAAUUUCAUUGGAGAAGAGGGAAAAAGUUGUCCAGAAAUGGUUCAGGAAUCGGCUGCUGACCCCUGUCAGGCUUGCAUUUGUGUUCAUCAAGUUCUUGGUCCUAUAUGUGUUCUUCACUCAGGUAGGAGAAGAUGCAAAGAAUCCUGCAUGGAAGGCAAUGGACUAUCGCGUUGAUGUUGAUGAAAAAUUGCGUGAUGCGCCCAAAGAGAGGCCUCUAGAACAAGGAAUGGUCGAGACAAGGCAUGAGACUGAUUUGACGUUCGCCAAUUCCCUUGCAGCAAAAGGCCUAAAAGUCACACAAAAUGCCCAAAGAAGCAUGUACAAAGUCAAAUGCGAUGUCGUAAUUGUUGGCUCUGGCUGUGGUGGAGGUGUCGCAGCAGCCGUUUUGUCGAGGGCAGGCCUCAAAGUCGUUGUGCUUGAGAAAGGAAACUACUAUACGAGCAAAGACUAUUCAGCUCUAGAAGGGCCCUCAAUGUCUGAGCUCUAUGAAUCAGGAGGGUUACUAUCAACUCUUGAUGGGAAGACGAUGAUUCUUGCAGGAUCAACGGUAGGAGGAGGCUCAGCUGUGAACUGGUCCGCCUGUAUCAAGACGCCUGACUUCGUGCUUGACGAAUGGGGUAAUGGUCAGAAACUUCCUCUCUUUUCAAGUUCCGAAUAUAUUGCUGCAAUGGAGAAAGUGUGUGGAAGAAUUGGUGUCACAGAGAAGUGUGAUAAAGAGGGGUUCCAGAAUCAGAUUUUGCGAAAAGGGUGUGAAAAGCUCGGUCUUAAAGCGGAUCCCGUGGCACGAAACUCGUCAGAAGGACAUUUCUGUGGUUCUUGCUGUUAUGGCUGCAUUAGAGGAGACAAGAAAGGAACCGAUACGACUUGGCUGGUCGAUGCUGUGAAUUGCGGUGCUGUCAUCAUUUCAGGAUGCAAAGCAGAGAGAUUUGUGAUAGAAGAUAAAAAGUAUGGAAGCGCAAGGAAGAAGAGGUGCUUGGGAGUGAUUGCUAAGAGCAAGAUUGCAGAUACUGAACAGAUGAUUCAUAUUGAGGCAAGAGUCACAAUAUCUGCAUGUGGUUCCCUCCUGACUCCACCUUUGUUAAUCAAAAGUGGCUUGAAAAAUAGAAACAUUGGUCGGAACCUGCAUCUGCAUCCGGUGCUAAUGGCGUGGGGAUACUUCCCAGAGACGAGCUCAGAUAUUGAGGGCAAGAUUUACGAGGGAGGUAUAAUCACAUCAGUUCAUAAAGUUGGGCAAGAUGCAAAAAAUUUGAGAGCAAUUAUUGAGUCUCCAAUUCUAGGACCUGGUCAAUUUGCAGCAUUGUGUCCUUGGGAAUCUGGAGUUGAAAUAAAGAACAGGAUUUUGAAGUAUGCAAGAACAGCCCAUUUGUUUUCGAUGAUUAGAGACAGAGGGAGUGGUGAAGUUAUGUUGGAGGGGAGAAUCAAUUAUAAACUCGACAAAUAUGAUAAAGAAAACAUGAAGGUGGGGCUGCGUCGAGCUUUGAGGAUUCUAAUAGCAGCAGGAGCAGUCGAGGUUGGCACACAUCAAAGUGAUGGACAAAAGCUAAAAUGCAAAGGGAUAACUGAGAAAGAAGUGGAGAAGUUCCUCGACAACGUCAUUGCAGAAGAUGGGCCAAAAUCAAUGGUUGAGAAAUGGACGACUUACUCUUCUGCUCAUCAGAUGGGAAGCUGCAGAAUGGCAAAAAGUGAAAAAGAUGGAGCUGUUGAUGAAAAUGGGGAGAGUUGGGAAGCGGAAGGGCUAUUUGUUUGUGAUGCUAGCGUUCUUCCUGGAGCCGUUGGGGUUAAUCCUAUGAUCACUAUUCAGACGACUUCGUAUUGCCUCUCCAAGAAGAUUGCGGAAAAACUGAAGAAAGAAACAAUCUUAAGUUCAUAGAUUCUUUACCACAUAUUGAAUCAUGUGUUUUCUGUAUACUUGAGAGCAAUAAAAACGCAUACUUGCACUGUACCUAAAUAUGUAAAGCACUAUGUACAACUUUAGAUUUAUCGACAAGUCAAAUGAAUUUGAUUGAUUAUCAACAAAAAUUAUGAAGUUUUCGUGCUGAACAUACAUUUAUGCAAUCAAAUUUCCAUAAUCCCAGGUUGUACAGUAGACUUAGCCGUUUGCUAGCUUCUUAGCUGGUCAGGUUUAUUGAGCCUUAUGGCUCACUUCUUUGUUAAUAGCUUCUGACUAUGCAGUGGACUCCUCCAUGCCACGACCAUUUUCUGACCCCUCGAAGCCUA
Molecule: messenger RNA, 2684 nt
Organism: Sesamum indicum (sesame)
Lineage: Eukaryota; Viridiplantae; Streptophyta; Magnoliopsida; Lamiales; Pedaliaceae
Gene: FAO3
Product: fatty alcohol oxidase 3
Molecular function (GO): long-chain-alcohol oxidase activity; flavin adenine dinucleotide binding
Source: RefSeq, a predicted model, not a curated record